Andrographis paniculata is the source of this 2868-nucleotide messenger RNA. RefSeq names its product probable methyltransferase PMT26. The record is from RefSeq and is a predicted model, not a curated record. Bases 263 to 2596 code for a protein of 777 amino acids. The transcript is spliced from 9 exons. Lineage: Eukaryota; Viridiplantae; Streptophyta; Magnoliopsida; Lamiales; Acanthaceae. Gene Ontology annotation, cellular component: endosome; trans-Golgi network; cytoplasm. Gene Ontology annotation, molecular function: methyltransferase activity.
UCCACUGAGAAUGUCCUCUGUCAACACUACUGAUCAUCCAUCCCUCAAAAUUUUUUAAAUGGCUGAAUGAGUUCGCCGAGAUUUGUCCCCUUCUACAACAAAUGGCAGUUUAAGUAGCUCAAGAAAGAAUUGCGAGUCGUUUUGGAAUUCUGGGUCAUCUUUGUGUUUGAGGGAAAUUUGUUGCAAGGGGGACUGAUCCGUAGGCACUUGGGCGCAGGUGUAAUACUAAGCAGUCGCCAAGGGACAAGACACAGUUGAGAUCAUGGCAUUGGGAAAAUAUUCUAGAGUUAAUGGUAGGAAAACAUCGUUGGGCUAUUGUUGGACUGUGAGCAUUGUGGUGUUUCUAGCCCUUUGCAUAGUAGGAAUUUGGAUGAUGACAUCGUCGUCUUUUGUCCCGGGUCAGAAUCCAGAUAUUGUGCAGGAGAACAAAAAUGAGGUUCCAGAACAAGUUGAGAAGAGCAAUGAUCUUAGUAGUAAUGAGAGCAGUGAUGGAGCUGAUGAUGGAAACAAGAAGCAGUUUGAGGAUAACCAAGGUGAUUUACCAGAGGAUGCCACCAAAGGGGACACUGAUAUGGACUCGAAUCAGGAGGGAAACAAUGAUAAGACUGAAGAUUCAGAAAAGUCAGAGGACAAACCUUCCGAGAAGUCUGAGGAUGAAAAAAAAGAUGAAGCAAAGGGGGAGGAGAAGAAUGGAGAAUCUGAGGCUGCAAAUGACUCCGAACCUGGAGAAACCAAUGAAAAGAACCCUGAUCGAAGUGAGGAAAAAUCUAAUGAAAGUUUAGGUGAUAAAGACAAAACAAAGAAAGAUGGAGAAUCAGAUCUCGAUUCCUCUAAGACAAAGGACAAUUCCAGUGAAGUAUUUCCUUCUGGAGCUCAAACAGAACUUUUGAAUGAACCCACAACUCAAAAUGGAGCAUUCAAGACUCAAGCAAAAGAGUCUGAGGAAGAAAAUGAAUCCCAAAAGUCUUCCGAGUUAGAGAAACAAAAGGGUUUUAGUUGGAAGCUUUGCAACACUAGUGCUGGACCGGAUUACAUUCCCUGUCUUGACAACUGGGCAGUGAUACAUAAACUUCCUUCUACCAAGCACUAUGAGCAUAGGGAGAGGCACUGCCCAGUCAAUCCUCCAACUUGCCUUGUUCCACUGCCUGAUGGUUAUCGACGACCAAUGAAAUGGCCGACAAGCCGAGAAAAGAUUUGGUACAGUAAUGUUCCCCACACUAAGCUAGCAAAAGUUAAAGGACACCAAAAUUGGGUUAAAGUUAGCGGCGAGUAUCUUAUCUUCCCUGGUGGUGGCACACAAUUUAAGAAUGGUGCUCUUCAUUACAUUGAUGUUAUUCAACAGUCCGUGCCUCAAAUCGCAUGGGGGAACCGAUCUCGAGUUGUUUUGGAUGUUGGUUGUGGGGUUGCUAGCUUUGGGGGCUUUCUCUUUGACAGAGAUGUACUGACUAUGUCAUUAGCACCGAAAGAUGAACAUGAAGCUCAAGUCCAAUUUGCACUUGAAAGAGGAAUUCCAGCUAUAUCUGCUGUCAUGGGUACAAAGAGACUUCCUUAUCCCGGUAGAGUUUUUGAUAUUGUUCAUUGCGCUCGUUGUCGGGUGCCUUGGCAUAUUGAAGGUGGCAAACUACUUUUAGAGCUUAACCGUUUAUUAAGGCCCGGCGGCUUCUUCAUUUGGUCGGCAACUCCCAUAUAUCAGAAACUUCCUCAAGAUGUCGAGAUUUGGGAAGCCAUGGACACACUGACAAAAACAAUGUGCUGGGAAGUUGUUUCGAUUACCAAUGACUCAGUCAAUGGUGUAGGCAUUGCCAUAUAUAAAAAACCCACCUCAAACAAUUGCUAUGAACAAAGACCCCGGAAUGAUCCUCCACUGUGUCCUAAUUCUGAUGAUCCGAAUGCUGCCUGGAAUGUAGCUUUACAAGCAUGCCUGCACAAAAUGCCUAUUUCUGCUACUGAGCGUGGGACUCAAUGGCCAGAGCAGUGGCCUGCCCGGGUGGACAAAGUACCUUACUGGUUGUUGAGUUCCCAAGUUGGAGCCUAUGGAAAACCGGCACCAGAAGAUUUUGCGGCUGAUAACAAACAUUGGAAGCGUGUAGUGAGCAAGUCAUAUAUGGAUGAACUGGGAAUAAAUUGGUCCACUGUGCGGAAUGUCAUGGACAUGCGAGCUGUUUAUGGAGGUUUUGCUGCUGCUCUGAGAGAACUAAACUUGUGGGUUCUGAACAUUGUAUCAAUAGAUGAUCCCGAUACACUGCCAAUAAUAUACGAGCGUGGUCUGUUUGGCAUUUACCACGAUUGGUGUGAAUCAUUCAGCACGUACCCAAGAACCUACGAUCUCCUCCAUGCAGAUCAUCUGUUUUCUAUGAUAAAAAAGAAGUGCAAUUUCUUAGCUUUGGUAGCAGAGGCAGAUCGAAUAUUGAGACCAGAAGGAAAAAUAAUAGUCCGGGACACAGCUGAGACCAUCACUGAACUUGAGAAAGUAUUCAAGUCUCUACACUGGGACAUUCUGAUGACCUACUCCAAGGACAAGGAAGGCCUGUUGUGUGCCCAGAAAACGACAUGGCGUCCCAAAGAAGAAGAGACUGUCACAUUCGCCAUUGCUUAAAUCAUUGACAUGAUGCGCGGGCAAGGCAGUCGGUGGACUGCAUUGGAACUGGAAAGUCAGUAUACACACUUGGAUACAAAUGGUGUUCUUGAUGCUAUACGGAUUCUUAUACACAGCCAGGUAUUCUUGGCAAAGCUUUUAUUGAGUUUUUUCAGCAUAGUGUUACUAACCGGAAGGCAAAAACAAAGUAAAGAAAAUAUAUAUAUAUAUAUAUUAAAUGGCUUGAAACCAUUUCAUAGAUUUGUUUACAGAGUUGUGAGCUUGAAUUGAUU